AAUAAAUUAAUGUCUCAUUCUUCAAGUUAUUAACAAGAUUUAGAGGAUUCUGGAGAGCUCUCUUAUACAAAAUCUCCAAAAUCUAAAAAGAUUAAGAAGAGCGAAUCAUUUUCUCCUAAAAAGAAUUCUGGCCAUUGGAGUUAUGAUGAACAUUAAAAAUAUUUGAGAUUUCUUGAAGAUUAUGCAUACAUUAAGAAAAACAAUAAAAUAUUUAAACCUAUGAGUGAUGUCAUUGGAACUCGAUCACCUAGCUAGUGUAGGUAAAAAUAAUGUUAUUUUGUAGAUCCCAUCAUUAAAAAUUCAAUCCACUAUCACCAAUAGUUUAAAAGAAAUCUUUCAAAGCAUAAUAAAGAACAUUAAUACCUAUAUCUACACCAUUACAAGAUUAAAUUCAAAAUGAAGCAGAAGAGGUUAUUAAUAGGCAAUUAGUUCAACUUAUAAUUUAUGAUGAAGAUGAACUAAUGAAUCAACCUCAAUAAUUUAAUUUAGAUGAUUUUUUCUGAACUCC
Molecule: messenger RNA, 508 nt
Organism: Paramecium sonneborni
Lineage: Eukaryota; Ciliophora; Oligohymenophorea; Peniculida; Parameciidae
Source: the annotation of a GenBank genome assembly